Messenger RNA from Humulus lupulus (European hop), 2552 nucleotides. Its product is annotated as ABC transporter B family member 26, chloroplastic. Gene Ontology annotation, molecular function: ATP hydrolysis activity; ABC-type transporter activity; ATP binding. The record is from RefSeq and is a predicted model, not a curated record. Bases 204 to 2324 code for a protein of 706 amino acids. Lineage: Eukaryota; Viridiplantae; Streptophyta; Magnoliopsida; Rosales; Cannabaceae. The transcript has 18 exons. Gene Ontology annotation, cellular component: membrane. Gene Ontology annotation, biological process: transmembrane transport.
UUCUGCCACGCGCCCAUUUCAAAGACAGAUUCUGCUUCUUCCCUUGUCUUUUGGAGCUUUCUUUCGCAAAGCGAUAAGCAAAACUAGGUUCACGCUCCGCCGAAGAAAGACUCCGGUUCGUCAAUGGACGAACCCAUAACCAUCUCAAGCUCGUAGCUUUCUUCGACCGUAUUCUCUCACAAGAAAGCUUCGUAUUUUCAACAAUGGCGUUAGUUCUCUACAAUCCACAACCUCGUUUUCUCUCCUCUCUACAUUGCAGAAGACCUUUUGCUCGAAAUAAUCAUAAGAAAGAUCUCCAUUUCACCUCAGCUGCCAGCAAGCUUCGAGUGAUUCUCUCUCUUCAUUCAUCUCAUCGAAGACGCGUUCCCUUGUUGGUUACUAAGUCGGCGUCGAUCAACGGUUACUCAGUCGAAAGCUCCGACGAGUAUGUGCAGGGAAGCGCAGGAGAAACAGCGGUGGUUGACCGGCUUGAGUGGCUUCGGAGGUGGGCGGCGUCUGUGAGGUCAAUCUUGCCCGGUGGAAGCUGGUGGAGGUUGGACGAUGAAGAUGUCGAAAUUAGGAUUUUGGCUGAACCGGUGACUGUGACACGGGCACUUGUUCGGAUGUGGGAGCUGGUCUCGAAAGACCGGUGGAUUAUAUUCGCGGCUUUUUCUACCCUAAUUGUGGCAGCGCUUUCGGAGAUUUCAAUACCGCAUUACUUGACGGCAUCAAUAUUCACCGCACAGAGCGGCCAAAUACCGGUGUUCCAACGGAAUGUGAAGCUCUUGGUUGCGUUAUGUGUCACUGCCGGAAUUUGCAGCGGUCUACGAGGUUGCUUUUUUGGCAUAGCAAAUAUGAUCCUUGUUAAGAGAAUGAGGGAAACAUUAUAUUCAGCUCUUCUCCGUCAGGAUAUAUCCUUUUUUGACUCUGAAACAGUCGGUGAUUUGACAAGUAGGCUUGGAGCAGAUUGUCAGCAAGUAUCACGGGUCAUUGGAUAUGAUCUCAAUUUGAUCUUUCGCAAUGCUCUUCAGGGGACAGGUGCGAUGAUCUACCUACUAAUCUUGUCAUGGCCUCUGGGUUUAUGUACAUUGCUGAUAUGUUGUACUUUGGGAGCUGUUAUGUUACUUUAUGGCCGAUACCAGAAGAAGUCAGCAAAACUGACUCAGGAAUAUACUGCUUUUGCUAAUGAGGUUGCUCAAGAAACAAUUUCUUUGAUGAGAACUGUUCGUGUUUAUGGGACAGAGAAAGAAGAACUUGGAAGAUAUGAGAAAUGGCUUGGGAGGUUGGCUGAUAUAAGCUUUCGGCAAAGUGCUGCGUAUGGCGUUUGGAACUUGAGCUUCAACACUCUUUAUCAUUCAACUCAGGUUAUUGCUGUGCUGGUAGGAGGCAUGUCUAUUCUAGCUGGUCAUAUUACGGCAGAGCAACUUACAAAGUUUAUAUUAUACAGCGAAUGGCUUAUUUAUUCAACAUGGUGGGUGGGUGAUAAUCUAUCUUCUUUGAUGCAAUCUGUUGGUGCAAGUGAAAAAGUCUUCCAGUUGAUGGAUCUGUCACCAAGUGACCAAUUUAUAUCUGAAGGUGUAAGGUUGGAAAAGCUGAUCGGGCGUAUUGAUUUUGCAAACGUAUCUUUUCAAUAUGCUUCAAGGCCAACGGUUCCUGUACUGCAACAUGUAAACAUAUCAGUGAAACCUAAUGAAGUGAUUGCAUUGGUUGGUCUUAGUGGAAGUGGGAAAAGCACACUGGUGAAUCUCUUGCUCCGUCUUUAUGAGCCAACUAGUGGGGAGAUUUUAAUUGAUGGGUUUUCCCUGAGAGAGUUGGAUGUCAAGUGGUGGAGGGAAAGAAUUGGAUAUGUGGGACAGGAACCCAAACUUUUCCGGAUGGAUAUCAGCUCAAACAUCAGAUAUGGAUGUACAAGAAAUGUAAGGCAGGAGGACAUUGAAUGGGCUGCAAAGCAGGCGUAUGCACAUGAUUUUAUUUCAGAACUACCAAAUGGUUACAAAACACUAGUUGAUGAUGAUUUACUAAGUGGGGGGCAAAAGCAACGAAUUGCCAUAGCGCGAGCUGUUCUCAGGGACCCAUCCAUUUUGAUCCUUGAUGAAGCUACCAGUGCACUGGAUGCAGAGAGCGAGCACAAUGUCAAGGGUGUUCUUCGCUCCAUGAGAAGUGACAUGACAUCAAAGAGAACUGUCAUAAUUAUAGCCCACAGGCUUUCAACCAUACAAGCUGCUGAUAGGAUAAUAGUAAUGGACGGUGGUAAAGUCGUAGAGAUGGGCAGUCACAAGGAGCUUCUUCACAAGGAUGGCCUGUAUGCACGAUUGACAAGAAGACAGGUCGAUGUUGUGGCAUGAGUUUUUAUCAUGUCUAUCAACAAAUAACACAUUACAUCUUAUUUAGCCCCACAAAAAAUUAAGUUCAAUUAUUAAAACAAAACACAGCACUUUUUUUUAUAUAAUUAUUUUUUCUGAUCUAUUCCAAUCAUAUAUAGAAAUUCAUGCAUAUUUUUUCCCCCUUCUGCUGAUCCAUGUAAGAAAAACUUUCAAGGGUAUAUAGAAUCCACUGUUGCAGUUCAUGUUUUA